UCCUAAUCCAUACAUCUCAAAUGUGUGAAUUAUUUGAUCUUAAGACAUAAAAUUUGAGAUCUAUUUCAUUCAAAACACAAGUUUGCGGAUCUAAUUGAGUAAAAAACAGUUUAGACUGAGUUAUUUGAUCUCGAGAUAUAAGUUCGAAGCUAGGUUGACCAUUUGUUCAUUUAAAACCAAUCUGGACUAGACCAGUGCAGUUGAAGUUCAUAGACAUGCCUACUUGGCGCGGUCAUUAAGCGCACACAAGCAAAUCGAGGGAACUGGCGAGCAAUUUUCAAAACUCGAACUACCGUAAUACUGAGUUCAAAGUCUGAACACAAAUACCGUUCUAUAUUCAUUCAGUCAUUUUCACAAACAGGUUGUGCUCAAUUCACUCCUCCAUCCAUAUUUUUAUGCUUUGCUUUAGAAGUUAUUCAAUCAAUCACUAGAAAUGAGAGUUACCAGAAUCAUAACUUCAAACAUAAAGAAAUUCUCAAUUUUAUACUCCAAUAAUUCCCUUCUCAUUUCACCUCAUGUAGAACAACAAAACCUUCAUUAUGCAAUUUCCACCAUUAAAACCGCUAUCACAAACCCCUUUAGUUCCAAUUUCCCUGUCCCUUUCUCUUCAACAAAUCUUGAAACCCCACCAAAAAUUUCAAAUAACCAUGAGGAAUUGUCUAGUGAGACUGAUCAUAGUGAUUCUAAUAAUGACGACGACGACGACGAUAACAUUAGGCGGUUGAAGUUAAAAAAUGAUGAUAGUUUUGUUAAAGAUGUGAAAACCGUUGUGAAUGUACUAAAUCAGUUGAGUGGCAAUCCUGUGGAAAUGAAAAACAAGAUUGAACAAUGUGGAGUUAAGGUCACACAUGAGUUAGUCACAGAGGUUUUGUCUAGAGUAAGAAAUGACUGGGAGGCUGCAUUUACUUUCUUUCUGUGGGCUGGUAAGCAGCCGGGCUAUUCGCAUUCGGUGAGCGAAUAUCAUUCCAUGAUUUCCAUUCUUGCGAAAAUGAGAAAAUUCGACACAGCCUGGUCGUUGAUUGAUGAGAUGCGAGGAGUUAAGACGGGUAUCUCUCUUGUUACACCUCAGACUUUGCUUAUUAUGAUUAGGAGAUAUUGUGCUGUACAUGAUGUUGCUAGAGCUAUAAAUACUUUUUAUGCGUAUAAGCGGUUUAAAUUUGAUAGGGGUAUUGAUGAAUUUCAGUCUCUUUUAUCUGCUCUUUGUCGUUACAAGAAUGUUCAAGAUGCUGAGCAUUUGAUGUUUUGUAAUAAAGAUGUUUUCCCGUUUAAUACCAAGAGUUUUAAUAUUGUGCUCAAUGGGUGGUGUAAUGUGAUUGGUAGUCCUCGUGAAGCUGAGAGAGUAUGGGGGGAAAUGUGCAAGAGGCGUAUUAGUUAUGAUGUUGUGUCGUAUGCGAGUAUUAUAUCUUGUUACUCAAAGGCGGGUAAUCUUUAUAAAGUGCUUAAGCUGUAUGAUCGGAUAAAGGAGAUGGGUAUUCAAGCAGAUAGGAAGGUUUACAAUGCUGUUAUCCAUGCUCUUGCAAAAGGUAGACAUGUCAAAGAAGCUAUCAAUCUCAUGAAGACAAUGGAAGAGAAUGGUAUUACUCCUAAUACUGUCACGUACAAUUCACUGAUCAGACCAUUAUGUAAGGCACAGAAAUUGGAUGAGGCUAGAGGGGUCUUUGAUGAGAUGUUACAGCGUGGUCACUCUCCAACUGUACAGACUUAUCAUGCAUUCUUUCGUAAAUUAAGGACAGGGGAUGAAGUGUUUGCUCUCUUGAAGAGUAUGAGAAAGAUAGGCUGCCAGCCAAUUAUUGAUACUUACAUUAUGUUGAUUAGAAAAUUUUGUCGAUGGCGUCAGUUUGAUGAUGUCUUUAAGGUGUGGAAUGAGAUGAGUGAGAAUGGCAUAGGUCCUGAUCGUAGCUCAUAUAUUGUGCUGAUACAUGGACUCUUCUUAAAUGGGAAGUUGGAGGAAGCAUAUAAAUACUAUGCAGAUAUGUUGGGAAAACAUUUAUUGCCAGAGCCUAAGAUAGAUGAGAUGCUUCAAACUUGGUUUUCCAAUAAGCAAAUAGCUGAAUGUCAAGUGAAAGAAUUGAAAGGUGAUCAAUUUGAUUGCAGUCCAUCAGGCAGGCAAAAUAGAGCAACCUCUAGUAGAUUUAAUCAUGAGAAGGAUUUUAUCCAGCAAACUGAUACUAGAACAGUUGUAAGAGAACGAGGAUUUUCCUUGGGUCAGUAGUUUUCAUGCAACAGUAGGUCUAAAUAGCUGGUGGUUCGCACAUUCAACAACUUGCAGCAUCAAAUACUCCAUGAACUAAUACAGGUGCAUAUUACAUUGUCGUGAGUUCUUAGGGUCUUAGUGGAAAAAAGGCCAUACUACAUUGUUGUGAGUAUCGCAAAGCAGUCAACAACAUUUUCACAAAUCGGACUUGGGCAAAGAUAUAGAAGUGGCAACUAAUGUAAUUGAUAGUCCAAAUAUAAUGUAUUGAUACAUGCUACUAAGAAAAGGUGUGAUAAUAAUGACACUCUCAGAGGCUAUGUUUUUUGUGUCAAUAUUGCUUGCUUCAGCUGUUCACUCAUAGGGUAAAAGCAAUAUUGAUCAUUCACUUUUUAAUGCUUGUGGGAAGUGGCAUUGUGGCGAUCAGUUUGUAAUAGUCUCAUCUUGACGCUGGUGGUUUUGUAUUUCGUCAAUCCUUGAGCUUCUAAUUGGAGAAGACUUGAACUUCUGUGGAAAUCGAAUAUAGAGCAUAAUCGUCAUUCCAUUUUUAUUGGCCUGACAUGGAGAUCAGUGAUGUAUCUUAUUGCAGAAUGAAGGUUCAGCACAGUUCAGUUGAGUCAAAUCCUCCUAUAGCCUGAUGUAACAUUGAUAACCAAUCAAAAUUAUCAAAUGUUCGGCCAGGGUAUGAAUUCAAGCUGCAGGGUGCUUGGUGCGGUUGGCUGGAAAUAAAAGGUAGAAUCAAAUCCUCUACUGUUUUAUAAAUUAAUCGAGAUUAUGAUGUGUAAGUAGAUAGAAUUAAGGCAUGUUAAAGGAAAUGCGGGUUUAGGAUAAGGAUUGUAUCAUUGGUUUUAAGGAAGUUUUCAUUGAUUAAGUUAUCAUUAUCAUAUCUACCUUUUUAGGGAAAAAGUGUCUGUUAUUGCAUUUUUUUUCUGCAGGUAAGUUGGAAGUCAAGAGUCCGAAAACUCGGUGGAGAGUAGCUUUUGACCAAUAAGCCGAACAAGUAACCUCAAGCUUAUGGAAAAGGAGAGAAGAAUCAUUCAAAAUCUCAGGUACUUAUAUUUUUGCAUCAUACAUGACAUAAUGUUCACAGCAAAAAAAAUCCUAUUCUUUGCAUGAUAACAAACAUAAAGUUAAAUUCCAUGAACCAAACAAAAGCAUCUUUGAAGGAUAAAUAUAAAGUCUAAGGAGUUGUGGAUAAUCAUGAAACUUUUUUUGAUUAUAUUUAUACCUAAAACUCUUUAGCAUAUACUCCCAAAAUCCUAUCAACUAUAUCUACACAUUGAUUCCAAAUUGACACAACUUUCUUUUUUUGCUCAACAACCCUUUUGGCCUUAUUGCAUUGUGGAAAUAUCCCCAUACUUAGGGAACUUCCUCUUUUUUUCUUUAUUUUUCUUUUCUCUGAGUGUGUCGUGGUUGUUUAAUAGCCAAGACUCGAGAGGCCUUUACCAUACUGAGGAAAAACUAAAAAUCAACAUGUUUUAGCUAAUUAUUUGGCCAUCAAAUUUAAAAAUUGAAAUAUUGCUGUUGAAGUCGAAAAAUCGUAUGAAUAAUUCAAAUAUUUGAUAUAAUCGGAUUCAUUAUACUAAAACAAACUUUGUUUUUGAACUAUGUUUUAAUAAAGGAUUUUGAGUCCGACUUACUCGAAGUUUAUAUAUUGCUGAAGAUGCUGACAAAAUUUGUGUCAUUCUUAGAAAGAGUAAUGAGUAGGCUUGUUUUGGGAUUAUGACUCACAUUAUUGUGAAAUGGAAAUCUUUUAGUUUGGUAUAUUUUACUAUGACUAACUAAAAAACACACGCCUAUAAAGUGCACUGUAUUUGGCAUCCAACAAAGGUUCAUUUUGCCCCUUGAAUUUGCCUCAAAAAUCAAAUAAAUCCAAACUCGUGGUUUUGGACAAAAACACUCUCGAAAUGAGUGUUUUUUUUCGUUUUGCCCCUCAUCUCCAAUUUUUAUAUCACGCUCCAAUUUGUAAAUCAUAGAUUUUGAAGAUGUUUUUGUCUCAAACUACGGAUUUGAUCUUAUUUGAUCUUUUGUACCAAGUUUGAGGGGAAAAUGAACCUUUUUUCAUUUGGCGGCACAUACCUAUGCUCAAAAUUACGUGAGAAUGCUCCACUAUUAAUUGAAUCUAGUAUAAAAAAUUAAUUUUAGGUGUCCGAUACAUUAAAAUAGCAAAUUCAGUCGACUCUAAUCUAAUGUGAAUGCUAAUGUGUUGAAACUAAUUAAAUUAACAACUUAAAAACAAACAUAAAACUAUAAUUAACCAUUUUAUAAAAGACUUUAUAAUCAUAUGGAGAGAGUUUCGUCACCACGUGCAUCUUUUUCUUUAUUACUGCCAUGAGGGAGGAUUAAGGAUAAAAUUAAUUAAAAACUAAUUUCAAUGCAGUUGACAGAUCAUGUGUAGUUGAGAGUUAGAGUUUUCAACUACUACCAUUUACAUUGCUUGAUAGUAUUAAUUAAUCUCAUUUGUGUCCACAAAUUAAUUUUUGCACAUUUUUAUUUUAGUUCAUGUGACAAUUAGUUAAUGUAAUUAUUGUAAUUUUGAUGUUUAGAGUCACCAAAUUGUUACUCAUUUUGGAGUACAAUGUCAGAAUUAAAAAAGUUGUUACUUAUAGAAAAAAACGUGCAUAUUUUAUGGUAGCAUGGUUUGCAAGGGUGAGGAGGACCACGCCGAGCCGCAUAACUUGAAUUACAAGUCAAAUUUAAUUGAAAUGUGUACACAUUUAGAGUUAUUUAGUAACUAAAAUCACAUUUUUCAGUUAAAAGUUGUGUAUUGGUUGAAAAUGUAGUUAAAUUUUGUAUUAUAUAGUUUUCUGGGUAUAAUUUUUUGUUAUACAUACUUACUAUGAUAAAAAAAAAUUGAUUUUUAUGUAUCAAUUUCAGUAUGAAUGCAAUGAACAGGGAGGGCAUCAUCUUCAACUUUA
This is a messenger RNA of Mercurialis annua (annual mercury), 5109 nucleotides long. RefSeq names its product pentatricopeptide repeat-containing protein At5g15010, mitochondrial. Lineage: Eukaryota; Viridiplantae; Streptophyta; Magnoliopsida; Malpighiales; Euphorbiaceae. Bases 434 to 2212 code for a protein of 592 amino acids. The transcript has 4 exons. The record is from RefSeq and is a predicted model, not a curated record. Gene Ontology annotation, molecular function: protein binding.